Molecule: messenger RNA, 741 nt
Organism: Coregonus clupeaformis (lake whitefish)
Lineage: Eukaryota; Metazoa; Chordata; Actinopteri; Salmoniformes; Salmonidae
Product: opsin-3-like
Exons: 3
Coding region: 1-741 (246 amino acids)
Biological process (GO): visual perception; G protein-coupled receptor signaling pathway
Cellular component (GO): membrane; photoreceptor outer segment
Molecular function (GO): G protein-coupled receptor activity
Source: RefSeq, a predicted model, not a curated record
AUGAUCGUGUCCAACGUGAGCUUCAGCGGCUGCACGAGGGCCAAUAGCGCGCUGUGUGCGGGUGCUGCAGACAGGCACCUGGAACACAACUCGUACCGCACCACUCUCAGCCCGACUGGGAACCUGAUAGUCGCUGUGUGUUUGGGCUUUAUUGGCACCUUCGGAUUCCUCAACAACCUCCUGGUUCUCGUCCUCUUCCGCCGCUACAAAGUGCUGCGCUCGCCUAUCAACCUGCUACUGAUUAACAUUUCCUUCAGUGAUCUGCUGGUGUGUGUGGUGGGAACUCCGUUCAGUUUCGCGGCAAGUACACAGGGAAGAUGGCUCAUAGGAGAAAGUGGGUGUGUAUGGUACGGCUUUGCAAAUUCACUAUUAGGCAUCGUGUCCCUAAUCUCCCUGGCCGUGCUCUCCUACGAGCGUUACAGUACCAUGAUGGGCCCAACCGAGGCCGACUCCACCAACUACCGGAAGGUAGCCUUGGGCAUCGCUUUCUCCUGGGUCUACUCACUGAUGUGGACCCUGCCGCCGCUCUUCGGCUGGAGCCGCUACGGACCCGAGGGGCCCGGCACCACCUGUUCCGUGGACUGGAUGGCCAAGAGCGUCAACAACGUCUCGUACAUCAUCUCGCUCUUUGUUUUCUGUUUCAUCAUUCCCUUCCUGGUCAUAGUGUAUUGCUAUGCUAAGCUGAUGCAUGCAAUCAAACAGGAGUACAGCUCACUCAACUGUCAGUGCAUCAUGUCUUAA